AUGACCGAUAACCAGAACCCCGGCAACUUUGCCAACCGUCCCACUGAGGAGGUUAAGAACAUCGCCUCUAAAGGGGGCCAAUCCGGCCACAGCAAAGGGGACCAAUCCAGCCACAAGGGCGGAUUUGCCAGCAUGGACCCCGACAAGCAGCGUGAGAUUGCUUCCAUGGGCGGGAAGGCAUCAUCCGGGUCGUUUGAACCUGGUAGCGAGAAGGCCAAGGAGGCUGGACGCAAGGGUGGGUUGUCUUCUUAG
Clonostachys solani is the source of this 252-nucleotide messenger RNA. The record is from the annotation of a GenBank genome assembly. Lineage: Eukaryota; Fungi; Ascomycota; Sordariomycetes; Hypocreales; Bionectriaceae.